This is a messenger RNA of Oldenlandia corymbosa var. corymbosa, 954 nucleotides long. The record is from the annotation of a GenBank genome assembly. Lineage: Eukaryota; Viridiplantae; Streptophyta; Magnoliopsida; Gentianales; Rubiaceae.
AUGGCGACUUCAAAGACCAGCAAGGUGGCGUUAAAAAUCUGGGAAAAUUUGGUGGUGGAACCAAAAGCGAAAUUUGUGAACCGAUUAUUGAUGACCUCUCCAGCUUUGCCGAAGAAUGGUUCUGAGCAAAGGGGUUCUCCUACCAUGAAGUCACUCAGAGCAUUGGCACUACUGGGUGCUGGUGUAACCGGGCUUCUUGGUUUCACAACUAUUGCAUCUGCCGAUGAGGCUGAACAUGGUUUGGCUGCCCCAAGCUAUCCCUGGCCUCAUAGUGGUGUUCUCAGUUCAUAUGAUCAUGCCUCGAUCCGCCGUGGGCAUCAGGUGUAUCAGCAAGUAUGUGCAUCCUGCCAUUCAAUGUCUCUUGUGUCGUAUCGUGACUUAGUGGGUGUUGCAUAUACUGAGGAUGAAGUAAAAGCAAUGGCUGCUGAGAUCGAGGUGACUGAUGGACCUAAUGAUGAGGGUGAGAUGUUUACUCGCCCUGGGAAACUGAGUGACCGUUUUCCACAGCCAUAUGCUAAUGAAGCAGCAGCCAGAUUCGCUAAUGGAGGUGCUUAUCCUCCGGACUUGAGUCUCAUUACCAAGGCUCGUCACAAUGGUCAAAAUUAUGUCUUUGCCCUUUUAACUGGCUACCGUGAUCCUCCUGCUGGCAUUUCUAUUCGAGAAGGAUUGCAUUAUAACGCUUACUUUCCGGGUGGUGCUAUUGCUAUGCCCAAAAUGCUUAUUGAUGGUGCAGUCGAGUAUGAGGACAGUACUCCAGCAACUGAAUCCCAGAUGGGGAAAGAUGUGGUGACAUUUUUGUCGUGGGCUGCGGAGCCAGAGAUGGAAGAAAGAAAGCUGAUGGGAUUCAAGUGGAUAUUUGUACUGUCCCUCGCACUCCUUCAAGCUGGAUACUACAGGCGCUUGAAAUGGUCGGUUUUCAAAUCACGCAAACUAGUCCUCGACGUGGUUAAUUAA